Molecule: messenger RNA, 450 nt
Organism: Psylliodes chrysocephalus
Lineage: Eukaryota; Metazoa; Arthropoda; Insecta; Coleoptera; Chrysomelidae
Source: the annotation of a GenBank genome assembly
AUGCAUUUCAAAUUUAAAACCUCGCAUGAUACCCAAGACAAUGUAAAUAAAGAUGCAGUGAUAGGUGUAACGUCAAUCAGCUCAGCAUUUGAUCAUUUAGAACAAAUUAGUGACUCUCUAGACAUACCAUGUAUGUCACAGAGACUUUACAUUAAAGUUCACGAUAAAAUUUCUGAUGCUUUGGAGGAAACGAGUACGCAAACAAUGAAAGACGCUGCCGAAGAAGAGCGAAGGUUAGCAAUUGCUGAAGUCAAAUUCGUCCAGGCUAUAAUGUCGAAUUUUGACAGGAACGGAAGAAUGGUGAUUAGGAAUUUAAUCGUGAGGUGCAUUCAAUGUAACAGCGAACCAUACACGGCAAAUGUUUUGAGCGAUUUCAACAUCGACCCGCACAGAAAGUCCAACAAAGCGAACGUAUUUUGUAGUGACGAAUUGUUCCUGGGACGUAGUUAG